Messenger RNA from Heteronotia binoei (common prickly gecko), 939 nucleotides. RefSeq names its product vomeronasal type-2 receptor 26-like. The record is from RefSeq and is a predicted model, not a curated record. Bases 1 to 939 code for a protein of 312 amino acids. Gene Ontology annotation, biological process: G protein-coupled receptor signaling pathway. The transcript has a single exon. Gene Ontology annotation, molecular function: G protein-coupled receptor activity. Lineage: Eukaryota; Metazoa; Chordata; Lepidosauria; Squamata; Gekkonidae. Gene Ontology annotation, cellular component: membrane.
AUGAUACUGGACUCACUCUUGGCCCUUCCAGAUGCAGACCGCUGCGAAAAGUGUCCAGAAGAUCAGUAUCCAAAUGACCAGACUCAAUGUGUCCCCAAGGUCAUAACUUUCCUGUCCUAUCAAGAACCUUUGGGGAUCAGCCUGGUUUUCUUUGCCCUGCUGUUGGCCAUAACGACAAGUUUUGUGUUAGGAAUCUUCAUUAAAUACCUGGAUACUCCAAUAGCCAAAGCCAACAACCGGGACCUCACCUACAUUCUGCUCAUCUCCCUGCUGCUUUCCUUUCUGUCCUCCCUUCUAUUCAUUGGGCAGCCAACGAAGUUGACCUGCCUCCUCCGACAAACCACCUUCAGCAUCAUCUUCUCGGUGGCCGUCUCUUCUGUGUUGGCCAAAACAGUCACUGUGGUGGUGGCCUUCAUGGCGACUAAGCCAGGAAACAGGAUGAGGAAAUGGCUGGGGAAGAGUUUGGCAAACUCCAUUGUUCUUUCUUGUUCUGUGGUGCAAGUUGGCCUGUGUGUCAUCUGGCUUGGGGUCUCUCCCCCCUUCCCAGACUCUGACAUGCACUCCCAGCCUGGUCAGAUCACUCUGCAAUGCAACGAAGGGUCACUGAUCAUGUUUUAUGGUGCCCUGGGAUACAUGGGCUUCCUGGCUAUCAUCUCCUUCGUGGUGGCUUUCCUGGCCAGGAAGCUGCCUGGAGCCUUUAAUGAAGCCAAGCUGAUCACCUUCAGCAUGCUGGUCUUUUGCAGCGUGUGGGCGUCUUUUGUGCCCACCUACCUGAGCAAAAAGGGGAAAUACAUGGUAGCUGUGCAGAUCUUCUCCAUCUUGGCCUCCAGUGCUGGGUUGCUGGGCUGCAUCUUCAUCCCCAAAUGUUACAUUAUUGUACUGAGACCUGAUCUGAAUACCAAGGAACAUCUAUUGAUGAAGUCUGAGGAUGGCAUCUGA